UCUUCUCCUCUCACCGACUGUGACUCACCGCCACCUCGUUCCUUCCAAUGGACAUAGACAUGGACAUGCCGCUACCAGAAGAGCUCGAAUUACUUGAAGCCAACUCUCAUUUUUACGAAGAACCCUACCUAGACUCUCCCCCCCGUGAUCCCUGUCCUCCAAAAUCACCGCCCUCAGAAAACCUCGAAAUCGAAGGUCCAAAGCGCCCUCGAGAAUCCGUCGAAACUGAGCCCUCAGCCGAGGAAAACAAGAGAACCAAAACAAAUGAGAUCGAGGAGGAGGAAGAAGACUGGCUGCCGUACUCGGCGCCGCAGGAGACUAACGUUGCGGCCGCAGUUGAAAAGGAUGAGGAGGUAUAUUUGUCCAGAUACGCGUCGGCGAUCGACGGCGAUUUCUUGCCCGUCACGGCUCCGAGCGGUGGUGAAAGAGUUUAUGCGAAAAUUAGUAGAGCGCAGAGAGAUGAAGGAUUCAAGAAAUUAAAUCUCAAAGAACGAUCUAACGGCCUUAUUUUUGAACCAGUCAAUGUUCUAUUGCAAAGAGUGGAACAGCAGGCUUUUGCCAAGGCCUUGCAAGCAAGUUCUGAACAUCUGAGUGAUAUAACUCUUCCUGACACACCGAUGGUUCAUGAACAACUUUGGGUAGACAAAUAUGCUCCAAGUUCAUUCACUGAGCUUCUUAGUGAUGAACAGACAAAUCGUGAGGUCCUAUUGUGGUUAAAACAAUGGGAUUCCUGUGUUUUUGGAUCUGAAAUUAGGAGUACCUCAGAUGAGGUUUUGUCAGCUCUCAGACGACAUUCUACUCAACAUCAAAAAUCUUUUGAUUCUAAUUUUUCAAGAAAAAGUAGAGGACAUAGAUGGAGUAACGGAAGCUACAGACCCAUUAAUAACGUGGGUCAUGGGACCAAUAAUUUAAAAGGUAUGCAGGACUUGUGGAACAAAAAGUCAAGGGUCACUGGUCCACCAGAACAGAAGAUUCUUUUACUUUGUGGUCCCCCAGGGCUUGGAAAGACCACGCUAGCGCAUGUAGCUGCACAGCAUUGUGGAUACCGUGUUGUGGAGGUUAAUGCUAGCGAUGAUCGGUCAUCAUCAACAAUUGAAGCUAAAAUCCUUGAUGUGGUUCAGAUGAACUCUGUCAUGGCUGACGCGAGACCCAAAUGUUUGGUUAUUGAUGAAAUAGAUGGAGCUCUUGGUGAUGGGAAGGGUGCUGUGGAGGUUAUCUUGAAGAUGGUGUCUGCUGAAAAGAAGUCUGAUUCUGGGAAGGAAAAUAAUGCUAACAAAAAGGGACGUAAAAUUACAUCCCUAUCAAGACCUGUGAUUUGCAUAUGUAAUGAUCUCUAUGCACCUGCCUUAAGACCAUUGCGUCAGGUAGCAAAGGUUCAUAUAUUUGUCCAGCCAACAGUGAGUCGCAUAGUAAGCAGGCUCAAGUAUAUUUGUAGCAAGGAGGGAAUGAAAACAAGUUCCAUUGCUCUUACUGCACUAGCGGAGUUCACUGAAUGUGAUAUAAGGUCAUGCUUGAAUACCCUCCAGUUUCUCAACAAGAAGAAGGAAGCCCUCAAUGUGAUGGAGAUCAGUUCACAAGUGGUUGGCCGAAAGGAUAUCUCAAAAAGUGCUUUUGAUAUAUGGAAAGAGAUUUUUCAAAAAAGAAAAAUGAAGCAGGACAGAAAAUCUAAUAGCAGCUCUGGAAGUGGCUAUGGUGAAUUUGACUUUCUACACUCCCUCAUAUCCAACCGUGGUGAUUAUGAUGUAAUUUUGGAUGGGAUCCAUGAAAAUCUUUUGCAACUCCAGUAUCAUGAUCCUGUGAUGCAAAAGACAGUCAAAUGCUUAAAUUCUCUUGGCAUCUCUGAUCUGAUGCAACACUAUGUUAUACGGACACAGCAAAUGCCCCUUCAAGUUUAUCAGCCUUCUGUCGCAAUUACUUUGCAUCGGAUAGUUGCCCAAGUCCAAAAGCCAACUAUUGAGUGGCCAAAGUCAUAUCAAAGAUACCGGACAAUGCUAAUGGAGAAGGCAGAUAUUCUAAGGUCUUGGCACCAGAAAAUUCCACCGUACAUUUCAAGACAUUUAUCGACAAAGUCUUGUAUAGAGGACUUGAUUUCUCCCUUGUUGCAUAUCUUGUCACCACCAAACUUGAGACCGGUGGCGUUGCACUUAUUAUCAGAAACUGAGAAGAAUAGUUUGGCUCAAUUGGUUAAUGUGAUGGUGUCCUAUUCUAUAACCUAUAAGAACAUGAAGUCUGAUUCUCUGUCCAGUAACCUGGGACAUAAAGAAGUUUUAGAUGCCUCAGUGCUCUCUUUUGAACCCCCCAUCGGCGAGUUUAUUUCAUACAAGGACUACAGAUCAGAUCAUCAUGUACUUGCCUUAGCUAUGAAGCAGGUUUUAUUGCAUGAGGUCGAGAAGCAAAAGAUUUUGCAAGUAAGCACUGGAAAAUCUGUGCAUAGAAGUGAUAAAUGCAGCAAUGGAGACCAGGACUUCAUUGGGAAAGAAGCUAGUGGAGCAAAAUCUGCUAAAAUGAUCGGUGAGAAUGCAGGUGCAGGCACAAAGAACUACGAAAAUGUGAAGAAUAUAUCCAAUACAAGGCAAGGUAAUUCAAGUACCUCUACGAUUUCAUCAUCUUUGGUUUCUAGCAGAAGUGCCACUGCUGGGGCAAAGCAAAAAUCCACUGCAGAUACCAGGAAGCCAACUAGUGGUUUCAAUUUUUUUGAAAGGUUUAGAAAUCCAACCAGCAAAGGUUCUCAGGAUUCUGAAAUUGCUGCAGUGAAGGAAGUGACAUUGGAAAGAGAUUUGCGCCCUGUGUUAUAUAAAUUUAAUGAGGGUUUCACAAAUGCUGUCAAGAGACCGGUUCGAAUGCGUGAAUUUCUGCUAUGAUGAAUUUCCAUAUCAAGCAAUCUGUAACUGUAGAUGC
This is a messenger RNA of Durio zibethinus, 2898 nucleotides long. It is a transcript of the gene CTF18, whose product is annotated as P-loop containing nucleoside triphosphate hydrolases superfamily protein. Lineage: Eukaryota; Viridiplantae; Streptophyta; Magnoliopsida; Malvales; Malvaceae. Gene Ontology annotation, molecular function: ATP hydrolysis activity; ATP binding. The record is from RefSeq and is a predicted model, not a curated record.